Molecule: messenger RNA, 750 nt
Organism: Saprolegnia parasitica CBS 223.65
Lineage: Eukaryota; Oomycota; Saprolegniomycetes; Saprolegniales; Saprolegniaceae
Exons: 5
Coding region: 67-750 (227 amino acids)
Biological process (GO): regulation of DNA-templated transcription
Cellular component (GO): nucleus
Molecular function (GO): RNA polymerase II cis-regulatory region sequence-specific DNA binding; DNA-binding transcription factor activity, RNA polymerase II-specific
Source: RefSeq, a predicted model, not a curated record
CGAGCUGUCAAUAUUGAUGGGCCGAUCGAAGAGGACACGUCAGUUGGCAACUACCUCGGUAGCAGCAUGGUCCGCAGCAGCAGCGAGAUGGGCCUCUGGACCUCGGACGAGGACGAGAAGCUGCGGCGGGCGAUUCUCGCGUAUGGCGCGCGCCGCUGGAAGCUCGUGAGCGACCUCAUCAAGAAUCGGAGCGCGGCCGAGUGCAAUGCGCGCUGGCACGAGCUGCAGACGUGCACGUCCAAGCUCAAGCGUCCGUGGCUGGCCUUUGAGGACGAGCUCCUCGAGCGCAUCGUGGCGACCCACGGCCCGAAGCGCUGGGGAUUCAUCGCGUCGUACAUUCCUGGCCGCAACGGCAAGCAGUGCCGAGAGAGAUGGCACAACCAUUUGAGUCCGCACAUCAACAAGGGCCCGUGGACGCCGGCCGAGGACAAGUGCUUGAUUGAGCUCCAAGCGCGCUACGGCAACCGCUGGGCGCACAUUAUGAAGCAGUUGCCAGGGCGGACGGACAAUGCGAUCAAGAACCACUGGUACUCGAACGUCAAGCCGACAAUGACGACAGACGACAAGGCAGCCCCUAUGGCGUUGGAAGAGGCGCCUGUCAUGGAGCUCAAGCCGGUGACCAAGAUUUCACCGGUGGCGAGCCAUCUUGCGUGGAUUAGCGACGACAUUCAGCUCUCGAUGCCGAUUCUCUGGGACGAUUUGCACGCGCUGGACGACGAUACGAAGGAGCUCGUGGGCUUUGGCCUCUAA